CCCCAUCCUCCCCUUCUUCUCUUCUCCACGGGCGCCCUCUUGGCCGCCACCCACUGCAGCAUGUCAUCCGCAACGAUUACCUUUUCAAGGAGUUCCUGCGCUGUGACCGCCCAUCCCAAUCGCAUUGGCUUGGUCACCUGUGCCACCUAUCAGCUGGAUGAUAGUGAAAAGGUCAUUCGAUCUGGCGAUCUGCAUCAGAUCCGCCUGUCCGGCACCCGGACGCCCGACAACCGCCUCGCCCUCGAAUGCAACACAGUUUCCACGUUCGAGACUUGCGCCACGCUUGAUGCCCAGUGGCAUGCCCACUCGGACACGAUCGCCACCGCCGGCGGCGAUGGACGUCUUUCCCUCUAUCGAUACUCCCCCGUGACGCACAAUCUGUCUCUGUUGGCCGCGUCGGACAUCCUCCCCGAGCAGCAGCCCAUGUGUCUCUCGCUCGACUGGGCCGACCGCAUGAAUGGUCGCGCCUCGCCGCAGCUGGUUACCAGUGACUCGGCUGGUGGCAUUCACCUGUUCACCCUCCGGCCGGAUGGGACCUUGGCCAACAUCCUUUCCGGGUCAGGCGUCCAUGAGUUCGAGGCAUGGAUCGCAGCCUUUGGCCAGCCGGAGACGCCUGUUGUUUCGGCAGACGAGAAGCAUGUCGUUUUCCCGGACGAUGAGGAAGUCACCCUGGCGGCGGCCACGGCGGGUCCCUCUCUGGCACCGGAUGCCCACCCGGCUCUCGGGUGCAUGGUUUUGAGUGGCGGUGACGAUGGUGUCUUCCGUGGCUGGGAUCUCCGCAUGGGCUUCGAUUCUUCGGUGUUCACCAAUCGCUCCCAUAAUGCCGGUGUCACCGCGGUGUCGGCCCCGCCGGAGUCGGUGUCCGCUGGCCGUCCGCUGGUGGUGUCUGGAUCCUACGAUCAGUCGGUCCGGGUGUGGGACUUGCGCAGCCCGCGCCGGCCGUUGGAGACCUUCGAGGUGGGUGGUGGUGUGUGGCGGCUUCGUUGGCGCGAUGGCUGGGACCCGUCGUGGGGCGCCGGCGGAGAGGGCGACAGUGCCCCGGUGGCGGGGUUGCUGGUGGCCGCCAUGCAUGGCGGCUUCCGGGUCCUGGGGCUGGGCCCUGGGGGCGCCCUUCUGUCGGAUGGCGUGGCCGGUGGCGGUAAUGACCUUUCGACCCCGGAGGCGGUGGCCGCCGGGUCCGGGCGUUUCCCGGCUGCCUUCCAUAACUCCCUGGCAUACGGGGCCGAUUGGUGCCGGGUCCCGGUGACUAGCAGCGCUGAAGGUACCAAGGCCAUCGAGACUGUCGGCGCGACAUGCUCCUUCUACGACAAAACCUUUGGCGCCUGGACUCCCAGUGACUGUGAGUGGUCGUGAUGGACUUGCCCCCUUGCACGGGAGUGCCCUUUUUGUUCACAUCCAUCAGUGACUACACCUGCUUUCGAUCUUGC
Fonticula alba is the source of this 1427-nucleotide messenger RNA. RefSeq lists its product as hypothetical. Bases 61 to 1353 code for a protein of 430 amino acids. The record is from RefSeq and is a predicted model, not a curated record. The transcript has 5 exons. Lineage: Eukaryota; Rotosphaerida; Fonticulaceae. Gene Ontology annotation, molecular function: protein binding.